Molecule: messenger RNA, 3323 nt
Organism: Erythranthe guttata (spotted monkey flower)
Lineage: Eukaryota; Viridiplantae; Streptophyta; Magnoliopsida; Lamiales; Phrymaceae
Gene: PLDEPSILON
Product: phospholipase D alpha 4
Biological process (GO): phospholipid catabolic process; phosphatidylcholine metabolic process
Cellular component (GO): plasma membrane
Molecular function (GO): D-type glycerophospholipase activity; calcium ion binding
Source: RefSeq, a predicted model, not a curated record
CAUGAUUUCUUGUCUACAUACAUUCCAUUAUUAGGUACAAAAACCAGAGAUAUUUCUCAUCUAAAAAACGGACAUUUUUUUUUUCGAUUUCGGAAAAUUGAGAUUGAAAACGAAAUGGCGGAAAAGGGCAAGUUUCUCCACGGAACACUUGAAAUAACCAUCUUUCGUGCCACGAUUUACAAAACCUCCGUCCCGUUUAAGUGUAUAUCUGCAAAUGGAAGAAGGCCGACUUACGUGACGAUCAAGCUCGACAACAAAACGGUGGCUAAAACGAGCCACGAGCAUGACCGGAUUUGGAACCAAACGUUCCAAAUCCUCUGUGCGCAUCCCGCGCAAACAUCCAUUACAAUAACCUUAAAACGGAGGCGCUCGAUUUUAGGUAAAAUCGAAAUAGAGGGCACAAAGCUCUUAGGCGAAUCGAGCCUCAUAAACGGCUUCUUCCCACUGACGAAGCAAAACGGGAAAACGAACAAGAGGCUGAAACUGCAGUUCAUCGUGUGGUUUAAGCCUGCCGAUAGCGAAAAGAGUUGGGAGAAAGUAAUAACGGAGGAUAGCAAUAACGGUGGUGGAUAUUAUCAAGGCCUGAAAAACGGUGCUGCUUUUCCGAUGAGGUCAAACUGCGGUGUCACGCUGUAUCAAGAUGCGCAUCAUAGUCCCGAGUUUCGACCGCCGUUGGAUCUUUGUGGGACCCCCCGGAAUCUUUGGGAGGAUGUGUAUAAUGCCAUUGAUGGUGCUAAGCAUUUGAUUUAUAUCGCAGGAUGGUCGUUCGAUCCCAAAAUAGCCUUGGUUCGUGAUCCCGAAACAGGCAUCCCGCACGCGCGAGGAGUAAAGCUCGGCGAACUACUAAAGCGAAAAGCCGAAGAAGGCGUCGCCGUGAGAAUCCUACUAUGGGACGACGAGACAUCCCUACCACUAAUCAAGAACAAAGGUGUGAUGAAAACACACGACGAAGACACAUUGUCGUAUUUCAAACACACGCAAGUCUUAUGCAAGUUAUGUCCGCGUCACCACGAAAAAUUCCCCGCCGUCUUCGCCCACCACCAAAAGACCAUCACAACCGACGCACGCGCGAAAAGCGACCCCUCUUCAAGAAACCGCGAAAUCAUGAGCUUUUUGGGGGGCCUAGACCUCUGCGACGGGCGCUACGACACGCAGGAUCACUCCCUCUUCCGAACCCUCAACAAGGAGUCCCACUGCUUCGACUUCUACCAGACGAGCCUCCCGAACGCCAGCCUCCACAAAGGCGGGCCCCGCGAACCCUGGCACGACACGCACGCGUGCGUGACGGGCGAAGCCGCGCUGGACGUCCUCGCGAAUUUCGAGCAGAGAUGGACGAAGCAAAUCGACCCCUCUUCUUUAAUCCCCGUUUCUUCGAUCCAAGAACUCUCCCCACAACAACAUAAUAACGACAAUGCCACCGACAAUAGGAAUUGGAACGUGCAAGUUUUUCGAUCGAUCGAUCAUUUAUCGGCAAGCCCUUUGCCCAAGAAGCUCAUGGGGGCCGAGAGUAGCGUCCACGAGGCUUACGUCGAGGCGAUUCGACGUGCGGACAAGUUUAUAUACAUCGAGAAUCAGUAUUUUAUAGGCGGGAGCUACCUUUGGGAGGAGAACAAGCACUGCGGGUGCGUGAACUUGAUUCCCAUCGAGAUUGCUUUGAAGGUUGUGAGUAAGAUCAAGAAAAAUGAGCGGUUCGCCGUGUACGUGGUGGUGCCGAUGUGGCCGGAGGGUUCGCCGGAGAGCGAGUCGGUGCAGGAUAUACUGCAUUGGACUAGAGAAACUAUGAAGAUGAUGUAUAGAAUUGUAGGGGAAGCAAUUGGAGAGAGUGGCGGGAAAGGGCAUCCUAGGGAUUAUUUGAAUUUCUUCUGCCUCGGGAAUCGGGAGAAACCGGUGAAGGGAGAGUUUGUGCCGCCGUACAAUCCGCAUCCCGGUACGGAUUACUGGAAUGCACAGACACACAGGAGGUUUAUGGUUUAUGUUCACUCCAAGCUCUUGAUAGUGGACGAUAUCUAUCUUCUGAUAGGCUCGGCGAACGUGAAUCAAAGAUCAAUGGACGGAAAACGAGACACGGAGAUAGCUAUAGGCUGCUACCAAUCAAGAAACGGGGAAAAAACCGAAACUAACAACAACAACUACGAAGCUAUUCGUGCAUUUCGUAUGUCUUUAUGGUACGAGCACACCGGAAGAGCCGAACAAGUUUAUCGGGACCCACAGAGUUUGGAAUGCAUCCACACCGUUCGAUCUAUAGGAGACGAGAUGUGGAGAGUCUACAGUCAGGAUGAAGUGGAAGAUAUGGGAGGUGUUCAUUUACUGAAUUACCCUUUAGACGUAACAGGGAAGGGCUGCAUUGAGGAUCUUCCUCAGAACGACGGAAAUUUCCCCGACACGAAAGUACCGAUAAAAGGGAAAAGGUCGAAAGUCUUAUCGGCAAUUUUCACCACAUAAUUACGACGAAAACAAAAAAAAAAUCCAGGCUAUGUGUAUCAAUAUUCUAUUUCUGGUAUAAUCAAUAUAUUGCAAUUAUUGUUUAAAUUAAAGAAAAAUUGUAAUCAAACUUAAGAGCUCAUAAUUUAAUUUAAUUUAAUUUAAUUUUUGGGCCUAUCAUAUCUGUAUACUAUUUGGAAUUAAGUUACCUAUUUUUGAAAUUGGAGAUUUUAUUCCUUAUUUGCCUACAUUAAAUCUACCAAGAAUUCCAGAUUAAGACUGAUUGUUGCAGAUUCUGCAAAACCAAACAGUCCUCAAACAUUGAAUAUAUUCCAAAAUCUCGAAACACAGACAAAAAGAGGUUCAUCUAAUUCUUCUUCGAUUCCAACGAAGAAGAUGAAAACCAUAAAAAACGAGAACUCACCGGAAUUAUGGCUCGUUGUGAUUACCUUGUUUAGUAUUAUGCUAGGAUGUCGGAUCGGCUUAUCGGUCAGACGAGUCUUUGAGGAGGUUUCUUUUAAACAAACUACUAACGAAGUUCCGCAUUAGAGUAGCGAUAAAUCGUUCAUUUUAAUUUCUCUUUCUUUUUUUGUUCUCUGCAGGUCGGAAAAAUCACCGUUCAUUUCGACUCUGAGAAUCUCGAUUCUAGCAUGCAGUCGAGUAACAUGUCUAAAGUGAGUGCAAAUAUAUUAGUAAAACUCGAAACUUAUAUAAAAUUUCAAGGUGUCUGUAAAUUUAGUAAAAUUCGAUAUAUGCAGAUAUACAUAGCCCCAAAUCCAUGCAAAACCGAAGGAUUAACCACACGAGUACUCGCGGGCCACCCAGAUUUUUCAUUACGUGUUAAUGUAGGAAAUGUAAGUAUGUUUUGUUUGCAUACAAGAACUUAUAUCUAUUUCAGAAUU